AUGUGGCGUGUACGCAUAGUACUUAACGCUAAUUUAACAAAAAUCACGUCUCAAAUAAACUUAGGCAAACCUACAAGUGCUUUACGAUUGUUAAAUUCCGGAGCGUACUGCCGUUGUAUACUCUCUGUGGACGUUACUCGCAUAGCACCACGAUACAUGUCAAGUCAACCGAAGAGACUCUGCACUGAAAACAUGAGCAAAACGAUCGGAACUCACAACGGCACCUUUCACUGUGACGAAGUUCUCGCCUGUUUCUUCCUCCGUCAGCUACCUGAGUACAAGGAUGCCAAGAUCAUUCGGACCAGGGAUCCGGCACAGCUGGCAGAGUGUGACAUCGUUGUAGACGUGGGAGGAGAGUUUGACCCAAAGAAGCAUCGCUAUGACCACCAUCAGAGGACCUUUGCAGAGAGCUUCCACAGCCUUUGUCCAGAAAAGCCAUGGGUGACCAAACUCAGCUCAGCAGGCCUGGUCUACGUACACUUUGGUCAUCAGCUGCUGACUCAGCUGACGCAACUUAAGGAGGGCGACAGGGAGCUGGAGGUGCUCUAUGACAAGCUGUAUGAGAACUUUGUGGAGGAGGUGGAUGCUGUAGACAACGGCAUUUCACAAUGUGACGGGGAGGCCCGCUACUCCAUCUCCACCAUGCUGAGCGCACGUGUCGGCCACCUGAACCCACGCUGGAACAGCAAGAGUCAGGAUACUGAGGAGGGUUUCAGAAAGGCUCUGAAGAUGGUUGGGGAGGAGUUCCUGGAUCGUCUGGAGUACUACCAGUCCUCCUGGUUGCCGGCUCGUGCGGUGGUGGAGGAAGCCGUUAAGGGAAGGCAUCAGGUAGAUCCCAGUGGGGAGGUGGUGAUGUUCUCCCAGGGAGGGUGUCCCUGGAAGGAACAUCUGUUUGCCCUGGAGAAGGAGCUCAAGGUGGAGGCGCCCAUCAAGUUUGUCCUUUACCCCGACCAGAAUGGACAGUGGAGGGUCCAGUGUGUCCCCGCUGGGCUCAACACCUUCCAGAACAGGCUGUCCCUGCUAGAAGAGUGGCGUGGCGUUCGCGAUGAAGCACUGUCGGAGCUCAGCGGGAUUAAGGGCUGUAUCUUCGUCCACGCUGGAGGCUUUAUUGGCGGGAACAAGAACCAGGAAGGAGCCCUGGAGAUGGCCCGGAGGACCCUGCAGGCCGCUGCCCAGUCCCCUGCAAACGGAAGCAGCUGAAGGGUCAGCGAGGAUAGCCAACAGCACAUUUUGUCCUCGGGGACGGGGAUGGUAUGGAAAUGGCAGCCACAUUACCUUGGACCAGUUCCCUAAAUACCUAUAUUCCAACACAGGCCGACUCUGAAAUUAUCAUGUUUCAUUAUUAUUCUUCUCUCUGUUUGUAUACACGUGGAUCUGUUUUGUUGUUUAUUUGCAAUAAAAGACUAUUUGGAUUACA
Molecule: messenger RNA, 1417 nt
Organism: Sander lucioperca (pikeperch)
Lineage: Eukaryota; Metazoa; Chordata; Actinopteri; Perciformes; Percidae
Gene: myg1
Product: myg1 exonuclease
Exons: 8
Coding region: 1-1200 (399 amino acids)
Cellular component (GO): cytoplasm; nucleus
Source: RefSeq, a predicted model, not a curated record